AUGUCACCGUCGCAAACUCACCAGGUGCCGAGCGAUGAUGGCGAAAGCCUCGGUUCUGCGUCGAAAAAGAAGAAGUCAUCGCGCAAGGAUAAGCACAAGAAGUCCAAGGAUGGAAAAACCAAGGACUCAAAGGAUAAGAAAGGCAAGGACUCCAAGGAUGAGAAAACCAAGCACUCCAAGGAUGAGAAAACCAAGGACAAGAAGAAGAAGAAGAAGGACAAGAGCAAGAAGGCCGAUGUUGACAUCACCACUUCGAGCUCAGUAGUUCCUACACCCCAGAAGCAAAGCACGUCCAAAGUUUCGCCUUCAUUACAGAGAGAGCUCAGUCCCGAGAGUCCUGUUCAGAGUGCUCCAGCACCUCAGACACGAUCAGUGCCUACACCCCAGAAGACGCCCGUCUCCACGCCGCAGAAGCAGCGUGCCUACACUCCCCAGAAGCAGCCGACCAAGACGGUUUCGCCAACUCGGCUGGAGGUUCAGAUUCCCAGCUCUUCCCAGCGUCGGGAAGAGUAUGUGGAAAUGACCUUGGACUCCAACGAUGAGAGUGUCGAGGUGACGCCCACUGCAGAUCCCAGGGCCAAUCCUAGAUUUUUGUCUGGAAUGCAACUCCUGAGGAAAGAGGUGACCUCGCCAUUUAUUGCCGAGAACCAGGACGUGUUUGGCCCUGUGAUUCCUGCGACACCCAAGAGCCAAGUUGGAAGCAAGCCGUCAUCUGGAAAGAAGUCAAAGUCUGAGAGUGUGAAGAAAGAAACUGUGAAGAAAGAAAAAGUUACCACACCCUCGUCAGCGAAAAAGAAAAAGAAGAACGACCGCUACAUCCCCGACCCCGCCGAGGUAGUUCAGUUGUCAUCUGGCGAUGAUUCCGACUCUGAGCUUGAGCUUCAGGCUAUAUAUGACACUCCCAAGGCAAAGAGCGCUUCGAGGACCACCACGCCGUCAAAACAGAGUAUCGCAGCCACGAUCAAAAAUGCGGCAUCAUCUGGCACCGUCGAUGACUCGGAUAUCGAGUUUCAAGCCAUCCGCAAAACACCUCCUUCGAGAAACAGAUCGCAGAGCCAGCCACCAAGCGCCAAGGUGUCCAUGACUGCUCAGCGCAAUGUCUCGACGCCCACAAAGAGCAGCCAGGUGGCUACACCGUCUUCACGCAGUGUCCGAACAUCGGCAUCCAAGCCCGAUGGAAAGGAAGCAUUCCAGGAGAGAGCUAGACGAUGCCGUACUAUGUCGCCUUCAUUGGCUGACAAAACAAGCGGUUCCACGAAGCAGCAGCAAGCAAGUAAACCAACGCCGUUGCAAGCUCAUAAUCCCACAGUCAAGGGUACUCCGGCACCUAUCAAGUAUACUGCCUGCAUCGACCUCACCCAGGCCAUGACAAGUGAUGAUGAGAACUUCGAGAAGAAGCCCAUGACUAGGUCCCAUGCCCGAAAGGAGGCUUUGAGAACCACGCAGGUAGUGGCGGCAGAUUCACACACCGGAAAGAAGAGGUCCUGGGAAGAAAUGCAUUCGAGCUCGCCUGUUCCAGAGAAUGACAACCCGCCCAAGAAGCGCAAGCUGGAGAAUGUCGUUUCUCGCAUUGUGCGAAACAGUCUACGGGAGAAGGAAAAGCCAGUCAAUGGAGUGGAGACGCUCCAACAACGCCGCCGCAGAGAAUCGGCUGAGGCUCUUGCGUACUUUCAUCUGACAGGAUGGAAGAAACUGGACAAGAAGAACAAGCGAUCACCGGUUGCGAGCAAGACAAAGGGAAUCACAUCGUUGUUCUCUUGGACCGAAGUUCGCAAACUCAAGAAGAUGCUGCGCGAGAGGGCGGACUAG
Messenger RNA from Clonostachys rhizophaga, 1809 nucleotides. The record is from the annotation of a GenBank genome assembly. Lineage: Eukaryota; Fungi; Ascomycota; Sordariomycetes; Hypocreales; Bionectriaceae.